AGAGAAUCCCAAAAAUGACAUCCAGACUUCGAGGGAGCUGAGGAAAGAAGGGGCCAAAUCUUUCAGUUCACGGAGGGCGGACGCAGCGACCUCGAAUCAAAUUAUAAACACAUUUCUGGAGUUUUUUUGGCGUUAUUACAACAUAAGGACAUUUACAUUUUGGAUAUGAAGCCCGGUACGAUUCGCAGCUCAGCAAAUAUACCGCGAAUGCAUCACUGAAUACUACAACAGCGUUUGGAAAGAGAGAAAGAAAGGAGAAGAGAACGUUUCCUGCGUUUGACAGAACAGCGCAGGAAAAAAUCCCUUGCUUGAACUCCCUCAUUAGUUAUACUUGAUACGCUCAACUGCUCAAAAAGGUUCGAAAUGUGUGACUUAAUGCCAGCUUCGCAGCCUGUCGAGAAAAUUGGCAAAAUGAAGAAGUUGCGAAGAACUUUGUCGGAGAGUUUCAGUCGGAUUGCCUUCAAGAAAGAGGACAGUGGCUUUGAUGAGAUAUGUGUCACAAAGAUGUCCACACGCAGCGGCCAGGGUCCGGACUCGGUGAUCAAGCACAUGGACACCAUCCCUGAGGACCGCAAGGUGCGCGUGCAGCGGACACAGAGUGGUUUCGAGCCCUUUGAGAAGCCAGCCAGCCAGGUGAAGCGCGUGCACUCCGAGAACAAUGCCUGCAUCGCCGCCAAGAGCUCCUCUGCUGGCAAGGAGUCGCCCAAGCUACGCCGACACUCCAGCCCCAGCUCGCCCACCAGCCCCAAGUUUGGAAAGGCCGACUCUUACGAGAAGCUGGAGAAACUGGGAGAAGGCUCAUAUGCCACUGUGUACAAAGGAAAGAGCAAGGUAAACGGUAAACUGGUGGCCCUGAAAGUCAUCCGUCUCCAGGAGGAGGAGGGCACCCCAUUCACAGCCAUCAGAGAAGCAUCCCUUCUGAAGGGCCUGAAGCACUCCAACAUCGUGCUGCUCCACGACAUUAUCCACACCAAGGAAACUCUGACGCUGGUGUUCGAGUAUGUGCAUACAGAUCUGUGUCAGUACAUGGAUAGGCACCCUGGGGGGCUUCACCCCGACAACGUUAGGCUGUUCCUGUUCCAGCUGCUGCGGGGCCUGUCCUACAUCCACCAGAGCUACAUCCUGCACCGGGACCUCAAACCGCAGAACCUGCUCAUCAGCGACACGGGGGAGCUCAAGCUGGCUGACUUCGGUCUGGCACGGGCGAAGUCUGUCCCCAGCCACACGUACUCCAAUGAGGUGGUGACCCUGUGGUACCGACCCCCAGACGUCCUGCUGGGCUCCACAGAAUACUCCACCUGCCUGGACAUGUGGGGUGUCGGGUGCAUCUUUGUGGAGAUGAUCCAGGGGGUGGCGGCGUUCCCAGGCAUGAAGGACAUCCAGGACCAGCUGGAGAGGAUAUUUCUGAUCCUGGGCACUCCUACAGAAGAAUCCUGGUCAGGUGUGCUCUCUCAUCCUCACUUCAGAUCAGAUCGCUGCACCGUCUACAGUCCCAAAAAACUCAGACAAGCCUGGAACAAGAUGGGCUACGUGGACCAUGCUGAAGAGCUGGCCUCCAGGUUCCUGCAGUGCUCCCCAAAGCAGCGGAUCUCAGCACAGGCGGCUCUCAGCCACGAGUACUUCAGCCAGCUGCCCCCACGGCUCUGGGAACUAACCGACAUGUCUUCUAUCUUCACCGUGGCAACAGUGAAACUGCAGCCAGAGUCGGGCGACAGCAUCCAGGUGUGCGGGAGGACCUCCAGCCAGAGCAAAGCCUCUUCAGGCACCAAGCACUGACCGCCAGCCCGCCUCCCUGCCUGAGGUGGAAGCUGACAGCAGACUGAAGGAGAGGAAGGAGAGUCAGAGAGAAGAGGAGACCAAAAUGACCUCUCACCUAUCUCUUAAGUUAUUUUGUCCAAAAGUGUUAUCUUCUAAGAGGUGUACUGUGUGCGUGUGUGUCAGUGCGUGUGUGUGUGAGAGUGAGAGAGAGAGAGAGAGAGAGAGAGAGGGUGUGUGUGAGUGUUUGCAAAAAUGCGUGUAUAAAAGUGAGCAUGUUCCUUACACAAGUGUAAAGAACCUCAUAUUUGAGUUUUUCGUCAAUAACUUUUUAUUUUUUUGUUUACUUUUGAAUGUUACAUAUAUAUACAGUAUAUAUAUUCACGUUUUGCUGAUGUGUAAAGGGCAGCAUUUAAAAAUCAUCGGAAAGACAUUCAGAGGACUCUGACGCAUACUGCUUGUGUAUGUAUUGACCUACGUAUGAAUGUAUGUUAGUAUGUAUGAUGGACCUGUACAGAACAACCACAAUAAUGUCUUGACUCUCACACUUAAUUCUCACAUUAAGUACCCUUGUUUCGUGCUGACAUUAAGAAGAAGGAAAAAGCAUUCUUGACUGCUCCAUCCCACUGAACAAACACAACCACAACAAUAAUACCAUUAGAAUAAUGACAAUAGCACUGAUGUAAAGAACAGUAAUUGCUGUUGAUAAUAGUCCUUUGAGGUUCAUCUCUGGUGUUGCAGAUGCGGGUACUGCAGGAUCAGUCUAUAAGCAACAGGCACCGCCAGAGACACACAGCAAAGACACACCUGUCAGAGUGCAUGUGCUAUGAGACUGGGGUAGUCUUUGUGUGUGCAUGUGUGUGUGUGUGUGUGUGUGUGUGUGUGUGUGUAUGUGCACGUGUUU
Molecule: messenger RNA, 2659 nt
Organism: Clupea harengus (Atlantic herring)
Lineage: Eukaryota; Metazoa; Chordata; Actinopteri; Clupeiformes; Clupeidae
Gene: cdk14
Product: cyclin dependent kinase 14
Biological process (GO): protein phosphorylation
Cellular component (GO): cytoplasm; cytosol; nucleus
Molecular function (GO): cyclin binding; ATP binding; cyclin-dependent protein serine/threonine kinase activity
Source: RefSeq, a predicted model, not a curated record